Clunio marinus is the source of this 2408-nucleotide messenger RNA. NCBI's taxonomy places the organism in Eukaryota, Metazoa, Arthropoda, Insecta, Diptera, Chironomidae. The record is from the annotation of a GenBank genome assembly.
GGAGAGAGCAUUUGUUGAUUGCAAGAAAUUGAAAACAGUGCAGUGGCUAAAAAAACUUUCAAUAUUUUUUUAGUUUUUGGUCUAUAAUUAAAUUUUCUAUGGAGUUUUGUGAUCUUAUUAAAACGCCAAAGCUUGAGAAUGUCAUACUCCACACGCAGUUAAAAGAUCCAAUUGUGGGAAGUUUUUGUUUGACAUUCUCACAUAUAAUUAUCAGUUCAAGAAAGAAUGAAAAUUCCGAAUUCGAGCUAUGGCUACUGCAUCAAAACAUCGACACAGUGGAGAGGAAACCUUAUUUAGUAAAUCAGCAGUUGAUAGAUUUACCAGGAAAAGGUCAUCAGCUGAUAUUGAAAUGUAAAGAUCUUAGUAUUAUUAUCAUCGAGAUAUCCACAGCACAAGACUUCCUUAAUGUUGCUUCAUCAAUUGAGCAGUUGAGUAGCAUACGAGAUCCUAAAAUGCUGUAUGCUUUCUACUAUCGGCCCAUGUAUAGUCUACUUGAAAAUGGAUUCACCAUGUUCAGACCAGAGAUAGAAUUCUCAAAGUUGCUAGCAAGUGAAGAAUGGCGCAUAUCAAAUGUUAACAACACUUACGAAGUUUGCUCAUCAUAUUCAAGUAAAGUUAUUGUUCCCAAGAUGAUAACCGACGAGCAAUUGAUUCAAUCAUCAACAUUUAGAGAAGAAGGAAGAUUCCCUUUGCUUUCAUAUAAACAUGAAAGUAAUGGUGCAACAAUGAUGAAGUCAUCGCAACCAAAUCCAAAUACAUCGAAACGAUGUCGGGCAGACGAAGCAAUUCUCAAUUAUCUUCUCACAAAAAGUCAAAAAGGAUUUAUUGUUGAUACUUGGGGAGGUGGAAAGAAUCCUUCUAAGUCAAAUAGUGAGAAUGAGCAACAUUACAGUCAGUGGAAGAAAGUUGUUCGACCGAUAGGAAAUUUUAAUCACCCCUCAGGGAUUUUAGAUUGUUUUGCAAAAAUCGUCGAAGCUUGUAAUGACACAAAUUCAACGACUGAAAAGUGGCUUUCAAGAUUGGAAGCAUCUGGAUGGUUAACACUUGUUCUGAAUUCUCUUAACACAUCUUGCAUUGUUGCACAAUGUCUGGCACAGGAAGGAGCUCCAGUUUUAGUUCAUGGUGGUAAAGGCAUGGAUUCAACUCUCAUUGUGACGUCACUUGUACAAAUUAUUCUCAAUCCCGAUUGUCGUACUGUUCGUGGACUUCAAGCUCUUAUCGAUCGUGAAUGGUUACAAAGUGGACAUCCAUUUGGUACGAGACAUUGUCAAUCAUGUUACACAUCACCAACAAAUCGAUUGAAAACAUCUGGUGCGAGUUUUGUUUUAUUUCUCGAUUGUGUUUAUCAACUUUAUACACAAUUUCCUUGUAGUUUCGAGUUUGAUUCACAUUUAUUAAUCAUUCUUUUUGAACAUAGUUACUUUUCUCAAUAUGGAACAUUUAUAGCAGACUCUGAGAAUGAAAGAAUUGAAUUAAUGGCAUUUAAUAAAACCACUAGUUUGUGGUCACAUCUCAAUCGGCCUGAUGUCAUGACAUCACUUCUCAAUCCUGCCUACGAGCCUAAUCAAUCAAUUAUUUGGCCAUCAGUUGCACCACUCAGUCUAGUGCUUUGGUCUGACUUGUAUCUAAGAUUUGUUGUUGAAAAUCCAUAUACAAAAAAAAUAACGCAACAGAUUCAAGUUAUGCUUAAUACGGAAAAGGAAUUGAGAUCACGUGUCGUUCGACUAAGAAAGCAAUUGACGGAUUUACAGAAAGAAUAUGAUGAAGCUAGAGGCGAUGAAACUAAUAACAAUGACAAUAGCAAUACUAUUUCAAAUACAUCAUUGCUCAAUGGUGCUAAUUGAAUUAAUUUCUUGGUCUCAGAUUAAUUUUUUGUAAUCAUAUCAAUGACUGCUGUUUUCUUUCAUUUAAUUUAACAUAACUGAGUUCAUUAUAUGGCCUAGUAUAAGUUGUUUAGAAGGAAAAUAAUGAAACAUGAGCUUAAAUGUUAAAGACAGUCAAAUGAGUAAAUUCGGGAAGAAACUUCAAAUUAGAAAUGUUAAUGCUAAGUUUUAGAAUUUCUGUUGCAAUUUCUUUGUUUCUCAAAAUCCUAUAAUUAAUCAACAAUUUUAAUUUCGUAAUGAAAUUAAAAUGCCUAAAGUUUAAUUCACCUACAUAGAUAUAUAGCUUUUUUAGUUUUGUCAUUAAAUUAAAUUUAAUUAGAAAUCAUGAGCAUGACAAACAUUGAAAGAGGCUUAUGGCUAAUAAAAAAAAAAUUAUAGAUAGCAAAAAAGAAAUCAAUUAGAUAAUUCAUAAGUGAACUUAAGUUUUAUGAAGUUUUCAUAACAUAUUCCCACCCACGCAAUUCCCUUUUGAAAUAAAAAAGAAGUAUGACAUCCAAUAAGGAUUUUAAUAAAUCUCGAAUCACA